AUGAAGACCGCCGCCCUAGCCCUCGGCGCCCUAGCCGCCCGCGUGGCCGCCCAUGACCAGCCUCCCUUCUCCCUCGGCUCGCCCACCGUCGACCUCCCUACCCCCUCCUUGGCCCCGACCAGCUCAGAGGAUUCCGAGCCCUCAGACACCACCCAGUGGACGACCAGCACGGUCUACACCACCAGCACGCAAACCGUCACCAGCUGCCAUCCCACCGUGACCGAGUGCCCCCCCCACAGCACCGUGAUCGUCACCGUCACCAUCGCUAUCAGCACCACCGUGUGCCCGAUCACUGAGACUCCUCCUCCUCCUCCGCCGACAUCUACCGAGGCACCUCCGCCUCCCCCGGAAACCACCACCGAGGCUCCUCCCCCGCCCCCGGAGACUACCACUGAGGCUCCUCCUCCGGAAACCACCACCAGCCAAGCCCCCUCGCUUCCUCCUCCUCCCCCGCCUCCCCCUCCCCCGCCUCCUCCUCCGUCGACCACCGAGGCCACCACCACCGCGGCACCUCCUCCUCCUCCUCCUCCUCCCCCGCCACCGCCGCCGGCAACCACCGUGCCGACCCUGACCACGUCGGUGGGCACCACCUUUGUGCCGCCGAGCCAGACCAACACCGGGGCUCCGCCUAUUGCUACGGGUGGUGCUGGUGUGCAGAGGGCUGGUGGGAUGAUGGCGGCUGUUGCUGCUGUUGUUGCUGUGCUUCUUUAA
Messenger RNA from Dichotomopilus funicola, 711 nucleotides. RefSeq lists its product as uncharacterized. Lineage: Eukaryota; Fungi; Ascomycota; Sordariomycetes; Sordariales; Chaetomiaceae. The transcript has a single exon. The record is from RefSeq and is a predicted model, not a curated record. Bases 1 to 711 code for a protein of 236 amino acids.